ACAUGUAAUUUGUUAUUGGCACACUCAUCACACAAGAUAGUGUGGUCUAUAAAUGGAUAAUUGAAUAGACAAAAAAUUUGAUCAGCUAUUUGACAACACUUCGAAAUAAAAAAUGGCAGCACCACUACAUUUUAUGACUUCGGGCACCCAACAAAUGUUCUGCCGCCCAUUGGCGAACAUCUCCCUUAGCAAUCCUAGUGAUGAUCAUCGCUCUGUUUCUUUUAGUCGUUUAUCUCAUAAUAGAAACAAUAUCCCGGCGCCAAUUAAUUAUAAUAGAGCAGCGUUGCUGUUGCGGGCAAAUCUAUCAACGAACGCCGUGUUGAUGGAGCCUUCUCGUCCAACGGCAGACUUUCCUUCUGACGUAUGGGAAGAUUGCUUUAUUUCAUUGAAGCUUGAUGAGUCGAAAUACAAAUCAAAUAGUGAACAAGUUGAAAUGCUGAAAGGAGAAGUAGAGAAAAUGUUGAAGAGCAGCCCAAGUGAUGAUCCAGUGGAGAAAGUUGAGCUGAUCAACAAUAUAUACCGCCUUGGUUUGUCGUAUCACUUCGACAGUUGCAUUGACGAGCAGCUAAAUCACAUUUUUAAUGCCCAACCUCAUCUCCUCGAUGGAAAAGACUACGAUCUCCACACUGUCGCACUUGUGUUCCGAAUUUUCCGACAAUUUGGUUACAAGAUGUCUGUCGAUGUUUUCGAGAAAUUCCAUGACACUGAAGGUAAGUUCAAAGAAAGUGUGCUCAAUGAUCCCAAAGGCAUGCUAAGCCUUUAUGAAGCUACCCAUCUGAGUACUCCAGGAGAGCAUAUCUUAGAUGAAGCCUUUGCCAUCACGAAGACUCACUUGGAGUCGUUUCUGAAAACUCAAUCAUUGCCCAAUAAUCUUACCAGACAAAUAAGCAGUGCCCUAAAACAGCCCUUGCACAGAGGAAUUCCCAGACUCGAGGCAAGAAAAUUCAUCGAUUUCUACGAAGACGAAGAAUCUCCAAAUGAAACCUUAUCAAAGCUUGCAAAGUUCGAUUUUAAUAGGGUACAGUACAUGCAUCUACGAGAGCUGAAAGAUCUCUACAAGUGGUAUGAUGAGGCGAGACUCGGAGAAAUGUGUACUUUUGCGAGAAAAAGAGUAGCGGAGGUCUUCUUAUGGACGGUUAUUUUGCAUUUUGAGCCACACUAUUCGCGAGCUCGAAUGAUGCACGGCAAACUUCUGAAAUUGUUUUCUAUCGUGGACGACGUCUAUGAUGCAUAUGGAACAAAGGAGGAGCACCGGUUGUUUAGAAAGGCAAUUGAGAGGUGGGACUAUGCAGAAAUAGAUCAUCUACCAGCUGAUUAUCUGAAGACGAUUUAUAAAGCAAUUUUAGAUGUGUUUGCCGAAUAUGAGGAUGAAAUCACCGCCGAAGGAAGAGCGUACAGCCUCCACUACGGGAAAAGGGAGGUAAAGGGAUUUAUUGCAGGCAACCAUGGAGAGGCUGAGUGGUUACACACACAUAAAUUGCCAUCAACAUUAGACGAGUAUUUCACCGAAGCAUUUAUUACAGGGGCAAUCAAUUUAAUGGGAACAGUAUGCUACAUGUCAAUGGGAAAAGUCGCAGGUCUUGACGCAUUUGAAUGGUUGCAAAGUAAACCAAGAAUUUAUAGACCUGCAAGUAUAAUUGCUCGUGUCACAGAUGAUCUGUUGAGUUAUGAGUUUGAGCAAAAGAGACCACAUAUCCCUUCUGCCGUACAAAUUUACAUGACGGAAAAUGGAGUUCCAGAAAAGGAAGCAACAAAGGCAUUGCGGCAAAUGAUAGAAGAUGCCUGGAAGGAGAUUAAUCAGGAAUGCAUGAAACCAUCAGAUGUUUCAUUGGAGCUCAUCAUCAGAAUUGUAAAUAAUUUACGCGUUGCGGAAACGCUUUACAAGGACGUGGAUGCAUAUACCUAUCCUGAACAUGCAAAAGGUUUCAUCGAACAAUUGUUCAUUCAUCCUGCGCCUGUUUAAAGUUGAAUCGAAACUAGCUAAACCUGUUGUGUGUAAGCUAGCAAUACAUCAUCUAUGGAUCUUUUAUGGGUCUGUAUUUUGUUAUACAUGAAUCACCUUGUCCUA
Molecule: messenger RNA, 2068 nt
Organism: Populus nigra (black poplar)
Lineage: Eukaryota; Viridiplantae; Streptophyta; Magnoliopsida; Malpighiales; Salicaceae
Product: valerianol synthase TPS1G-like
Exons: 7
Coding region: 113-1963 (616 amino acids)
Biological process (GO): diterpenoid biosynthetic process
Molecular function (GO): terpene synthase activity; magnesium ion binding
Source: RefSeq, a predicted model, not a curated record